Molecule: messenger RNA, 1209 nt
Organism: Drosophila grimshawi
Lineage: Eukaryota; Metazoa; Arthropoda; Insecta; Diptera; Drosophilidae
Gene: Daao2
Product: D-aspartate oxidase
Exons: 4
Coding region: 45-1070 (341 amino acids)
Molecular function (GO): D-amino-acid oxidase activity; FAD binding
Source: RefSeq, a predicted model, not a curated record
UACAUCUACUUAGUAUAGUUUGGGUAUUCGUCGCAGGCACUAUCAUGCUGAGAGUAGCGGUUAUCGGAGCGGGUGUUAACGGUGUGGCGUGUGCAAUCAAAAUCUUGGAGCAUUACCAAGACGAAAAGAAGACAAAUGUGCAGGUGACAAUUAUAUCUGAUGAAUUUACGCCCAACACAACCGGCGAUGGAUCAGCGGGACUGUGGGGCCCCUAUUUGCUAGGUGGCACAGAUGAGUCAAAAGUUCAUAAAUGGUCGAGGGAUAUGCAUUUGUUUCUCGAGAAGAUUUGGCUAAGUGAGGACGCUGGCGAGGCGGGCGUCUGCCUCAUCCCCUGCGUCCGGUUGAGCACCGAUCCCAAUGCUAGCGUUGGCGAAUUCUGGCGCGACAUUGUCUACGGUGCCGUCGAUCUCACAGCAGAACAACUGACUGCUUAUAAUAAAAACCGAGAUAUUAAAUUUACUUCGGGACUCUCAUUUGUUACUUAUACAUCCGAGCCGGUCAAGCUGCUGCCCUAUCUGACGAAGCGCUUUGUCCGUCGGGGUGGACGCAUUGAACAGCAGAAAGUCACAGAUCUGGAGACCUUUGUGAGAGAUUCGCCCUACGAUGUGAUUGUUAAUUGUACUGGAUUGGGCUCCAGGCAACUGCUCAACGAUGAUAGCAUGUACGCCGUUCGUGGUCAAGUUACUCGGAUAAAGGCCAAUUGGGUGUUUACCGCCAUACUGGAUGAAAGUGAUGUUGGCAACUAUAUCAUACCCAAUACCGAGUCCGUGGUGCUUGGCGGCACACACCAGGUGAAGGAUUAUAGCACCAAGGUCUGUGAGACGGAUAAGCGUUUCAUUAUCGAUGGUUGUCGCAGCUUGAUGCCGGCUCUGGAGCACACUCAGCAUCUAUUCGAUUGGGUUGGUCUGCGUCCGGGUCGCGACCAGCUGCGUCUGGAAUCGGAGAGGCGUGGCAGGAAGUUACUCAUUCACAACUAUGGACAUGGUGGCAGCGGUGUCACCUUGGCCUGGGGCUGUGCCGACGAUGUUCUAAGCCUCUUGGUAGCUGCACAAAUUAAAUCCCAUUUGUAGUUUCUACAGUAGAUUUGUCAGUGCAAGUAUUAUCAGCUGAAAUCAAGUACUGGCUGUCAUAAUACUAAUUGCCCGAACAUGCGCCAAUACUCCACAAAAAAAAUAUAUAUAUAAAUAAAUAUAAACAGCACUUAUCAAA